Messenger RNA from Nematocida ausubeli, 465 nucleotides. RefSeq lists its product as uncharacterized. The transcript has a single exon. NCBI's taxonomy places the organism in Eukaryota, Fungi, Microsporidia. The record is from RefSeq and is a predicted model, not a curated record. The coding region runs from base 1 to 465 and encodes 154 amino acids.
AUGGCAAGAAGACAAACAAUAAUAAUAACAUUUUUCAUAGCAGCAAUUCUCUUUAUAUACAGCAGUCAGGUGUAUGCAUGUGGGGAAUCUGCGGUAUCUAUGUCAUCUGAGUCAGUUGAGGUAUCUGGGUCAUCUGAGUCAUCUGAGGUAUCUGAGGUAUCUGAGUCAUUUGAGUCAGUUGAUAAUUCUGCUGUGGCAGUUGGGUCAUCUGUGGCAUCUGGGUCAUCUGUGGCAGUUGAUAAUUCUUCUGUGUCAUCUGCGGGUUCUGUAGAUACACAGGCCAGUGUAGCUGCAAAGAAAGAGGAUGUUGCUACCGGGGAAACCUCUGAAAAGAAAGAGGAUGCUGCUGCAGGGGAAAUCAGUGCAAAGAAAGAUGAUGUUGCCGUAGGAAGCUCUGAAAAGAAAGAUGAUGUUGCUGCCGGGAAAAGCUCUGAAAAGAAAGAGGAUGCUGCUAUUAACUCAUAG